This is a messenger RNA of Prinia subflava (tawny-flanked prinia), 4792 nucleotides long. RefSeq names its product RecQ mediated genome instability 1 (gene RMI1). Gene Ontology annotation, cellular component: nuclear body; RecQ family helicase-topoisomerase III complex. Lineage: Eukaryota; Metazoa; Chordata; Aves; Passeriformes; Cisticolidae. Bases 167 to 2050 code for a protein of 627 amino acids. Gene Ontology annotation, biological process: double-strand break repair via homologous recombination; resolution of meiotic recombination intermediates. The record is from RefSeq and is a predicted model, not a curated record. The transcript is spliced from 2 exons. Gene Ontology annotation, molecular function: nucleotide binding.
GCCGUGGCGAGAUUCUCGCGAUGAUUCGACGCGCGCCUCCCAUUGGCCGGUGUGUGCGCGCGGCGGUUUCGGGAGCGCGGGCUCGGGCGGCGCCCCGUCCCUCAGGCCGGCGGAGCCGGGCAGCGCUCGCCUGCCCCGGGAAUCCAGUCUCUUACCAUAAAAGAAAAUGUCUACAUCUAGCAUUGUAGCAAGAGUGGAAACCUGGCUAUCAUCCACAUGGCACGUUAAAGUUCCUUUAACAUGGCUGGAAGCAUGUAUUAAUUGGAUCCGGGAAGAAAACAGUGGUAGCAAUUUAAGUCAAGCUCAGAUUAACAAGCAGGUAUUUGAGCAAUGGCUUCUUACUGAUCUGAGAGACUUGGAAUAUCCCAUUUUGCCUAACUGCAUCUUAGAUACUCCCAAGGGAGAGUUAUCAGGCUGCUAUUCCAUACAGAUUGAUUCACUGGUGGAUGUUAGCCAGCCAGCAUAUUCUCAGUUGCAGAAGCUAAGAGGGAAAAGCACUGUAAAUGAAGAAGUUACAGCCAGUACUCAGGCAUUUCAGAAGCCCUGGGAAGCAAAGCCUACUCGAAUGCUGAUGCUACAACUAACAGAUGGCAUACAUCAAAUUCAGGGCAUGGAGUAUCUACCGGUGCCUGUUCUCUGCAGUAAUCUCCCUCCUGGAACAAAAAUCACUGUACAGGGCAAUAUUGCAUAUCGUCUUGGAGUUCUUCUGCUUAAACCAGAAAAUGUGAAACUGUUGGGGGGUGAAGUUGAUGUUCUUCUUGAGGAUUAUCGUCAGGAAAGAGUCCUUGCUAGAUUGAUUGGAGAAAAUGAAAGCCCUAAUUCUGUUGGACAAGCUGGACAUGAACAGAUUUUUUCAAGGCCUGCAGAUGAAUUAGAACAAACUCUUGGCCCUUCAGAUGAAGAGCUUUUAGCCAGCCUUGAUGAAAAUAGUGAAUUUACUUUAAACAACAGAACAUCCUCAGAAAGUGGAUACUGUAGUAGAAGCAACAAUUUUAAUACAGCCUCAGGUUCACUGAAUGCACAUGAUGGAAAUGUUUUGCUGCAAAAAUCUGGAAGUUCUUUCCCUCACUCAGAUGAACAAGUUUCUCCUCCCAUAGAAUAUGCUGAUGGCUUUUUAAAUGACUUUCCUAUAGAAGAUGACUUUCUUCUGGAAGAAGAGAUGCAAAGACAGAUGGAAGAAGUGCCAUCAGUGGACAUGAACAGAAACACAGGUUUAAUUACUGGCAGUCUUCCACAUACAUCUAAAAGCUCCUGCAAUUCAUCUUUAAAUGGCACUGGUGAAGAAGAUAACGUGAAUGAAAGAGGUAAGUCAAGGGAAACUAUCAGCAAGGAAAAGAACGUGAGAAGAACAAUAUUUGAUGAAGAUGGAAAUGGCAUGAGUAACUUUUUGCAGCACGAGGGCUUACGUCAGACCUGCAGUUCAUCAGAUUUUUCUUUGGCAAAUCCUCCUGAGGAAGGGCAGAAUUAUACAGACCUAGAUGAGAGCAGAUGUAAACACCAAAACACUUCUGACAGCAGGGUAUUAAACAAUGAUGCUGUAUUUUCCUUAAAAAUGGAUCCAGAAGGAGGUCAGCAGAAAUGUGAUUCACAGAUCUUUCCUUGCAAGGUGGUAGAGACACAUUUAGAUUUAGAUUCUCCACCUUUCACAUAUAUUUCCCUUCUCCUUGCAAAAAAACCGGAAACUGUUACAAUUCUGAAAGUUAAAUGUUUUAUUGUCACUCUCACUGGAAACCUCACAAAAGACAAUGGAUCAUGGGGUAUAAAGGCUAAAAUUUCUGAUGGCUCUGCUUAUCUUGAAGUAGAUUUUGCUGAUGAUAUUCUAACAAGUUUGAUUGGCUUUUCAGUGCCUGAAAUGAAUAAGAUGAAAAAGGAUCCAGCUUUACGUCUAAAACUUAAGGAUGGUUUAGAGAAAUGUCAAAAACAGCUGAUAGAUCUCUGUUGUUUGAUGACUAUUGAGUUUAAUCCAUUUCAGUCUAAAGCUACUGUAGUAAUUCUUGAGGAUGCUGAUGCUAGGCAUCUAGAACAAUUGAAGAAACGUUUGAAUAAAUAACAUGUACAAAUUUGCAGAUUAUAUAUUAGGAAACGUUUAAGUCAGAUUUCCCUUGAAGAACUCUUGCAAGUUAAAGUUAAGUGAUUUGUCUUUUAUCAGGAAUUAUAAUGUAAAAAUGAGACAAGUGCAGAAAAACUGGGCAAUUUGUUUCAGUAUUGAAAUAAGAUUUCAAAUAUUUGUAUCUUGAUUUUUUCAUUCUGCAAAAUCCUGCGUAUUCUAGACUGGUAAUCCUGAGUAGCACAGAUUUUCAGGGAAUGUAUAAAAAUGAACAAAUCAUCUUUUAUUUUACUUUUUCCGGUACUUACGUGAUUUUUAAAAGAAAGAUACAUGAGAUUCUCAGUUUUUUUCUUUGAGAAAAUCAAUUCAAUAAAUUUAAAUAACAAAUUAUUGUUCAAAUGCAGUAGUCCCUGCUGACUGUGCCAAUCUGAAGACUCAAAUCUCUAUUCACUGUGCAAGAACCUAAAGUAUAAAAAAAUGAAAGAUUGUCUUCUAAAUAUUCAGGUCUGAGAAAAAAAAAUCCAAUCCUAUACAAAAAAGAGAUUUAAAAAUUCCUCUAUAUUUUUACAAAUAAUUUAAAAGAAAACCAAAUGUUUUAAAGUGUUUAUUAGAAGAAAAUUAUUAUAACAUAUGAGGAUUCUAAUUUUUUGCCACAUUAAUGUUAAUAAUUGCUAGUAGUUUUUAAAUGAGAGAGGUAAACUCAUUCAUUAACUCUAAUGACUAAUUUGACUAACCUUAUUACAGAAUAGUCAAGAACCUGUGCUGCACAUGUUAUAUAGUAUAUUUAAUGUUGGUCCUAAUUUUGUUUGGUUUUUUUUAUAAUUUCUGCUUCUAAAUUAAUAAAGUUUUCAUUUGAAUUUUGGUGGUUGCUGCUUAGUCACUUUGACAGAAAAAUAUAUCUUUUGAUGAGUGUAUAGAGUAUGAAAUUAUUUGAUUAGGUUUUUUGUUUUUUCUUUUUCACAUCAUUUCCCCUUCGCUUUGAUUUUGUUUUGGUUUUGAUUUUUGCUUUGUUUUGGUUUUUUUGUUUGUUUUUUCCUGUGGUUGAUUGGUUUGAGUUGUUUUGUUUCCCUGUGAAUUUUGAAGGAUUAAUAUUCUGGCAGGAGUGGAGGAACCAGUGACAGGAGCAGUCUGCCCAGUGUUGGUAGUGUUUGCAAAGAAUGUAAAAUUGGUGGCUAGGAGAGGAGUUUUUUUAAAUUGACCAGCCAGUAUCUUUCUUCAAAGCCUUUUCUUUCUCUGAACAAUGUCUGUUAGGCAAUUGAGAUUUGCUGUGACAGAUUGUCAGUAUAAAUACUCAAUGUCAGUAUUGAGAACCAUGCUUGAAGGAAAACUAGAGGUAAUUUCCCAAGUAAAGUAAAAACGGAGGAAGGUGGAGCAUGGGACAUCUUGAGGGUUUUUAUGCUUGAGGUGUGAAGGGUUUUAGACUUUAUUUUGUACAGUUUAUAAACACAAACCUCCCCGUGUCCCUUACUUUCCUUGCCCCUCCCACUGUGAAGAGAACUUGAGGAAAUUAUAACCCCGUGAGCCACCUCUGGGUUUAUUUAUGGCUUUUGGGAACAGUACAUUUUUUAGAACUGUAACAGCAAAAGCUUUUGCCUGUCUGGAACCUACAUUACUGGUCUUGAGUUACAGUUUCAGAAAAAAUUGCUUGUUAGUAGGAAACUGACCAAGCCUCUUUUCAUGUAAUCCUUGUAGAAGUUAAUAGAGCUGACUGUAAACCUUCAGCGCCUUUUUAUGGAAAUAUUUCUCCCAUAAUGAGUUAGGAAACUUCCCUUGAAGUUUUUGCCUUAGCAUGUAAAAGGAUAGGAACCUUUAAACUUCAAACGGUGUGAAUAAUCCACAGAUUUUAUUCUGCUUGUGCAGAGCAGGAGUCAUGUUAUUCAAACUGCAAAACCAAAUUAAGUGUUAUGUUUGGUUUAGAUGAUGAAUGAAGUCACACCUGCCCCUCCUUUUUUGUAUUUGCGUUAAUGUUUAGCCAUCUCUGCUACAAUAAUUGCAUGUGUCUCCUGUUCUCUUCCUCCCUCCCCCCCUUCCCACCUCCAAGGCAAUGCUGCUUGUCUGACGGUCUGACGUCUUCUUCUGCCCCACCCCCCAUUGUCCUGGUCUUCAUUUUCAACAUGUGCUCUCUGGAAAGCCACUCACAUGCCUGUGGUCCAGUGCAGGCAAAAAGAUCUCAAAAAAAACCAUUUACAGCAUGACUGCUCUGCAGAUAUUUCAGUGUAAUUUUCUGGUGUAUAAGGUUUCCAGAUCUAUGUUCAAGCUUUUAGAAUUAAUGAGAAAUAUUGCAUAGGUUUUCCAACAAGAAAAGGAGUGAAAUCGGUGAUAUUGGGAAAGCAUGCUUAGUUAAGAGGUGAUGUCAAACAGAAAAUACUUUAUGUGGCUAUGUGUACCAGCCAUUGGUUCUUGCCUUACCCACUUUGUUUGCUCUUUAAAAUCGUAAUGUUUUGGUACUCUGUGUAAGCAUGCUCUGCAUAUAUUGGCUCACUGUGCCUGGCAGUGGUGUGUGUCAGAGCCCUUCAGAUAACCGCUGUUUCUAUAGGCUGAGCUCACAACACUGGCUGCAGCCCCAGCAGAGGUAUGGCCACAUUUCUGGAGGGUGCAACAGCACUCCUGUAGCAGCUGCUCAAGGCACUUGUCACGGCAGCUGCUCUCACACCUUACAUGUAGCCUUCUGGCAGAAAGCAGCUUUUGCACUUUCUGUCAGCUCUUGUCUACAGUAUAUCACAAACUAACUUCUUGUUGUUAUGU